GUAAAUUUUGUCAAUAUGGAAUCCGUCACGAUUUGUUCGACUUUUGUUGUAAUGCUGGUAAUUCAUAAGAUUAAAUAUGGUUGUUAUUUUUUGUUUUUGUUAUAGUAUCAUGUUUUCAAAUCAUAUAAAUUAUAAGUAUAAUGUCACGCCAUCGGAACAACCUUUCUAUACAAUUAAACGAAGAACUAUUUAACAGCAGUGUGGAUCGAGUGCAGUGUGUGGUGGGAGAAACGGUUCCCGAGUCAACAUUGAGAACUGUAGCUCUCCAACAAAAUUUGAAUGUUGAGAAGGCCUUGGAUGCUGUUCUUCAUGCCAAUGGAUCACCAGCAACUUCAGUACAACCUGCAAUACAUGAAAACUGGCAAUGUAGAGAUAGACGAGAAAUCGAGAUUAGUGAAGAUUCGGAUUUCUGUGAAUCAGACCAAGAACUCACCGAGUCUUUUAGCAGUGAGUUGGUCACUGAAUCAUGCACUUCUGACAGUGGUCUUAAAGAUAUACAGUGUUUGGACGUGUACAGUUCAGAUGAUAUUUGGGAAGAAAAUUUAUUAGGAGGAAAACCAUUUUCAUCUGUAAAAACUCAUUCAUCAUCUGAUUGUAAAUUUCAAUUUUUAGCAACCACAUCAUCUUUCCAUCAGGCAUACAAUAUUUCAGAUUUUACAAAUAUGACCAAUUCAGGUGAAGGUCAUUAUAAGAAUGCUCAAACUGUUCAUAAUUUACCCUCAUCCCUUCAACUGACAUCACAUUUGUCAUGCAAUGUAUGUCAGGAAGAUACAACUCCAAGUGUCAGCAGUAUGAAAAAUGUGUUACCACUUUCCCUAUCUUCAACCAAAACAACAUUUCAAAGUGAAGAUAUCAAUUUACCAGUGAAAGACUUUAAUUAUCAAGCAAGUACAAGAUCUCUCUUGGUAACUAAUCAACAUCCUAAGACUGAACAAAGUACAGAAUCAGCUUUGGUUCUUCCAGUUAGCCAACAUCUCGAGUCAAAAGGAAGUACAGAAUCAGCUUUGGUUCUUCCAGUUAGCCAACAUCUUGAGUCAAAAGGAAGUACAGAAUCAGCUUUGGUUCUUCCAGUUAGCCAACAUCUUGAGUCAGAAGAAUGUACAAAAUCAGCUUUGGUUGUUCCAGUUAGCCAACAUCUCGAGUCAGAAGAAUGUACAAGAUCAGCUUUGGUUGUUCCAGUUAGCCAACAUCUUGAGUCAGAAGAAUGUACAAGAUCAGCUUUGGUUGUUCCAGUUAGCCAACAUCUCGAGUCAGAAGGAAGUACAAAAUCAGCUUUGGUUCUUCCAUUUAGCCAACAUCUUGAGUCAGAAGGAAGUACAGAAUCAGCUUUGGUUGUUCCAUUUAGCCAACAUCUUGAGUCAGAAGGAUGUACAGGAUCAGCUUUGGUUCUUCCAGUUAGCCAACAUCUCGAGUCAGAAGGAAGUACAGAAUCAGCUUUGGUUGUUCCAGUUAGCCAACAUCUUGAGUCAGAAGGAAGUACAGAAUCCACUUUGGUUCUUCCAGUUAGCCAACAUCUCGAGUCAGAAGGAUGUACAGGAUCAGCUUUGGUUGUUCCAGUUAGCCAACAUCUUGAGUCAGAAGGAAGUACAGAAUCCACUUUGGUUCUUCCAGUUAGCCAACAUCUCGAGUCAGAAGGAUGUACAGGAUCAGCUUUGGUUCAUUCAUCUAACCAAAAUCUUGAGACUGAAGGAAAUACUGGAUGUGUCUUAGAUACAUUAGCUAGCCAAAAUCUUGAGACUGAAGGAAAUACUGGAUGUGUCUUAGAUCAGUUAACCAACCAAACUUUUAAGACUGAAGAAAGUACUGGAUGUUUCUUAGAUCAGUUAGCUAACCAACAUCUUGACACUGAAGGAAGUACUGGGUGUUUCUUAGAUCAAUUAGCUAACCAACAUCUUGACACUGAAGGAAAUACUGGAUGUUUCUUAGAUCAAUUAGCUAAUCAACAUUUUGACACUGAAGAAAGUACUGGAUGUUUUCUAGAUCAGUUAACUAACCAAAAUUUUAAGACUGAAGAAAGUACUGGAUGUUUCUUAGAUCAGUUAGCUAACCAACAUCUUGACACUGAAGGAAGUACUGGGUGUUUCUUAGAUCAAUUAGCUAACCAACAUCUUGACACUGAAGAAAGUACUGGGUGUUUUCUAGAUCAGUUAGCCAGCCAACAUCUUGACACUGAAGAAAGUACUGAAUGUUUCUUAGAUCAAUUAGCUAGCCAACAUCUUGACACUGAAGGAAAUACUGGGUGUUUCUUAGAUCAAUUAGCUAACCAACAUCUUGACACUGAAGAAAGUACUGGGUGUUUCUUAGAUCAAUUAGCUAACCAACAUCUUGACACUGAAGAAAGUACUGGGUGUUUCUUAGAUCAAUUAGCUAACCAACAUCUUGACACUGAAGAAAGUACUGGGUGUUUCUUAGAUCAAUUAGCUAACCAACAUCUUGACACUGAAGGAAGUACUGGGUGUUUCUUAGAUCAAUUUGCUAACCAACAUCUUGACACUGAAGGAAGUACUGGGUGUUUCUUAGAUCAAUUAGCUAACCAACAUCUUGACACUGAAGGAAGUACUGGAUGUUUCAUAGAUCAAUUAGCUAGCCAUCAUCUUGACACUGAAGGAAGUACUGGGUGUUUUCUAGAUCAGUUAGCUAGCCAACAUCUUGAUACUGAAGGAAGUACCACAUGUUCCUUGAAACAACUGUCUGACCAACAAUCUAAGAUUGAAGGAACACUUUUUGUUCAAUGUUCUGGCCAAAAUUUUCUGUCAGGAGAAAGGUUACCUAACCAGGAUAUUUGGUAUGAACAAGACAAUUUCAUGAGAGAGCUGAAAUACCCAGAAAAUGAUGUACAGGAAAAUGUAAAAUGUAACAUUCUAUCUUCUUCAGAUAAUGCGUCCACAGUGGUUAUUUGUGGUAGUAAUGAAUGCAGAGUGUGUGCUUUAUGCAAAACAAAGGACUGGGCGACAUUUCAUGAAAAACAAUCACAUUGUGACACAAAUGCAGAUUUUUUAUUACUAUUUAAAGAUUGUGAGCAUGAUAAUGUGAAUCAACUCACUCCAGUAUCACAGUGUUCAUCUGUGGUUGGUAGUGCCUCUACACAUCCAUCCAUGUUGCAAUUAAAUACAUGCUCUGUCUCGGCUGGUAAGAACACUAAUAUGCUCAGUAAGGUAUUGGACCUGGAUACAUUCUUUGAAAAGCCUCCUAAACAAUUGUUACCUGAAUUUGGUAGGUUGAGUGUGUAUCAGUCUGAUGAAUGUGUUGCAUCAAGCAAAUCAUUUAGUGAAGAUGAUGAUAAGAUUUUAACUGAUGAAGAUAGCAUUGAUCUAGCACUAGCAUUAAAAAAAGACAGGAAAAUUUCAUUGCCUCAAAAAUUUGAAAGACAGAGAAAUGAAGAGGACUCGACAAAAAGCAUCAAAGAAAUAAUCGGUCCUCCUUCAGGCUUAAAUAGUGAAGAAUAUAAUUAUCAAAGUUAUCUCUGUUUGGAUUCUCUCUUGUGUAGUCAUCUUGAAGUUACACUUCGAUCACCAACACUGAAAGCUGAUCCUUCAAUGUUUGCACGUACCAUUUGUUUUGGAAAAGGUUUUAGUCAAUUUACAAAACCAUACAGUCGUCAAAAGUUGCUGAAGGAAGUGGCAAACUACAGAAGAGCAAUUCUGAAUUCAGGUUGUCACUACAGAGAGAAUUUGGUAUCAGAGAAACCUAAAGUGUUUGAAGAUGUAGGAAAUACUGUUAGUCGACUGAAGUUUGAACCCAGUAAAGAAGCAGUUGUAAUUGGUUAUGAAACAAAGGAAUUGAGGUCUGAUAUUGAAGAGAACAAUAUCAGUAGAGUAAGAAUCAAACAAGCAAACACAAAUGCAUCUCCAAAAGAUGGCAAUCUUCAGUUUAAGCAGUUCACAUCAUCAGAACCAGAUAACCACGAUAGUUGUUCUACACAGACUUCUGUAGCUAUUGUCGAAGGUGUAACUUCUAAACUUAAUGUAAAGUCUAAAGAGCCAGGCAGAAAUUGGUCGGCUAAACAUGUGAAAGAGGGGGGCCAGAUCAAGCCUAUAAUUAACUUGGUAGUGAUUGGGCCUGCAGGUGCUGGGAAAAGUACCCUUGUGGAACACUUGUUGUCCAGGAACCAUGGUAAAACAAUGGAAACUGGACAGUCACAGGUCAGAACACCUGCUGUAGAUGUUGCCCAUGAAAACUUUGAAACACCAGCUAUGGGUGUUGCACAGUUAAAGUUUAAAACUCCUACUAUGGAUGUUGCCCAAGCAGAGUCUGAAACACCAGCUUAUGGAUAUUGCCCAAGCAAAGUUUGAAACACCAGCUAUGGAUGUUGCCCAAGCAAAGUUUGAAACACCAGCUAUGGAUGUUUCUCAGUUAAAGUUUGAAACACCAGUUAUGAAUGUUGCCCAAGCUAAGUUUGAAACACCUACUAUGGAUCUUGCCCAACCAAAGUUUGAAACACCAGCUAUGAAUGUUGCCCAACCAAAGCUUGAAACAUCUUCUCAUUUUGUUACCUUGCUGGAUACAUGUGGUCACAGAGACUCCAUAGUCAACACAAUAUCAGGCAGUCUUCAAGCUGAUGGUGUGAUACUUGUAGUUGAUGCUACGAGAAAAGAUUUUGAGAUGGGCUUUGAUGUUGGAGGGCAGACUGUGGAACAUGCUUUGUUUAUCAAGUCUUUAGGAGUGUUGCAGUUAGCAGUAGCAGUCAACAAAUUAGAUGAUGUGGACUGGGCUCAGGAACAAUAUGACCUUAUUGUAACCAAGCUAGAAGCCUUUUUAAAACAAGCAGGGUUUGAGGAAACAGAUGUGACAUACGUUCCAUGUAGUGGGUUAACUGGAGAAAACCUAACUGAACCA
This is a messenger RNA of Limulus polyphemus (Atlantic horseshoe crab), 4836 nucleotides long. RefSeq lists its product as uncharacterized. The record is from RefSeq and is a predicted model, not a curated record. The transcript has 11 exons. Bases 141 to 4292 code for a protein of 1383 amino acids. Lineage: Eukaryota; Metazoa; Arthropoda; Merostomata; Xiphosura; Limulidae.